Messenger RNA from Dujonia railenensis, 537 nucleotides. The record is from the annotation of a GenBank genome assembly. Lineage: Eukaryota; Fungi; Ascomycota; Pichiomycetes; Serinales; Debaryomycetaceae.
AUGAUUUCAAGUUUGUUAAGAGCUCCAAAGUUAGCUUCAAGAUUUUCUGCUUCCAGAUACCCAUCUUCCAGAAUAAUCGCUGCCAGAUUCAAUUCUGCUGACCACAAAAUUAACACCAAUUCGUUCGUGUACAAAUACUUAGAAGAAGGUCCAAAAACUGUCAAGUACACUGCUGAGCAUGAAUGGUUAGCUGUCUUCAAAGAUGACACUGCCUUUGUUGGUAUCACCAAAUACGCUUCUGAUGCUUUAGGAGAUGCUACUUUCAUCGAAUUACCAGAAGUCGGUGUUACUGUAGAAGCUGGUGAGUCUAUCGGAUCCGUCGAAUCUGUCAAGUCUGCUUCUGAAAUAUAUUCACCAGUUGCAGGUGAAAUUUUAGCAAUCAACCAAAACUUAGAGUCUAGCCCAGGUUUAAUCAACGAAGACCCAUUGGGUGAAGCUUGGAUUGCACAAAUUAAGUUAAGUGACCCUCUGGUUGUUGAAUCUAGCGAAGAAUUAUUAGAUGUUGCUGAGUACGAUGCUUCCUUGGAAGACCACUAA